AUGCCUUCGACUACGUCGGAAGAGUCGUUUCAGUCCGCAGAAUCGCUUAGGUCUAGCGAGUUUGCGGCGUCGGUCAAGACUGCGGCGUCGGCCCAGUCUGCGGCUUCAUUCAAGUCUGCGGUGUCGGCUAUCUCUACGGUAUCCAGGACUUCUACCGUCGUCCAUACUGCGACCUUCAAGGAUGCAGUCAAGUUCGCAGAGGAGUUCCACAGCUUGUCCCGGGAUCUCGAUCAAGCCCGCGCCACUCAGACCAGCGUCGAGAAACUGACCGAAGUCGACAACUUUCGCAUUGUAGACUGGGCCGCUCUGGAAGAGACCUGGGCGCUCGACCACAACGAUGUCCACAAGAAGCUCGAAGGCGAGAUCGAGGCGAAGAUCCCAGCCUUUGAAGCAGCCAAAGAGGGGCUUGAUCUUCUCGACGAGGUCGAGCGACGCGCUUGGUGGAAGCAGUGCCAGCUCAAGUACUCCUCCAUGACUGGCUUCUUCGCCUACACCCCGGCCAAUAUUGAGGAACUCAACGAAGAAGAAGUGGCCAUCGAGGAUGAUGCCGAGGUCAACAGCGACGCACAGGAAUUUGCCCGCCGGAGGCCCAGCUUCGAGAACUUCGACCCUUGGUGGGUAGAUGAGAACGACAAGGAGGGCCGAGAGAUCGCCGAGGUGUACAGUCGAGAACAACGCAAGGAUGCGAUAGCCAAGUGGGCUGCCAGGACAUCCUGAACAAGUACAUUAAAGUCUCGAAAAGUGGUAAUAUUAAGAUGAAGCCAGAAGCCGUCGAUGAACUGUUUGCCCUUUGACCGUUCUUCCAUAGCGCUAUCUGAUCAUACGGAUAUACAUGGAGGCCAAAAUGAAUCUAUCGUAACCCUCCUUCUGUUUCCCUACUUGUCCUGACCCUGGCCUGAGACCCGGCAAUAUCACUGUGUCUCGUGCGAUCUCGCAUCGUGCUUCGUGCUUCCCAUUGGCGCGCUAUGGACGUCAUAGAUGCAUGUCGAAAUAUGUAACUACGUCUUGCGGGUUCUCGGUGUGGCUGAGAUGAGGAGGGAAGUGGUGGUUUCAUCGGCGUAUUCGGCUUUUCGAAAGUGUGUGGGAGAUGACCAUGUCGAUUUCCGAAAUGGCUCGAAAUGCGACAUUGUGCCCUGGUGCUCUUGAAUGAUUCGUUUGACA
This is a messenger RNA of Didymella exigua CBS 183.55, 1161 nucleotides long. RefSeq lists its product as uncharacterized. Lineage: Eukaryota; Fungi; Ascomycota; Dothideomycetes; Pleosporales; Didymellaceae. The coding region runs from base 1 to 717 and encodes 238 amino acids. The transcript is spliced from 3 exons. The record is from RefSeq and is a predicted model, not a curated record.